Messenger RNA from Effrenium voratum, 1350 nucleotides. The record is from the annotation of a GenBank genome assembly. NCBI's taxonomy places the organism in Eukaryota, Dinophyceae, Suessiales, Symbiodiniaceae.
AUGCCGGAGCCGCGCUCCUCGCUACAAACCGCGAGCAGCUUCUCCGAUGCGGGGUCCGGAAUUGAGCUGCCACUGCUGCUAAACCCACGACCUGACAGCUCAUCCACAGCGGCUGAACUCAGCACCCAAGCGACCAACGUGGCCAAUGCGCAGCUCCUCGAAGAAUACUUUGAAGAGUUGAACCUCUUCGAUUUUCCCCCGGACGCACCGAGCGUUGAAGCUGGCAAGGAAGCUACCAUAGAGCUCAGUGUCACUGCCCCCUUGCACGAUGAAGCUGGGGAAGCUGGCAUAGAGGUCAGUGUCACUGCCCCACAUGAAGCAAGCGAGGCUGAUGCCACGCCAUGCCUCCAUGUGAGUCCGGAGAUCGAAGAACCUGCUGCACAGACGGCGGAGGACUGUCGCGACUAUGUUUUCCUCUUGUAUGCAGUCGCGCAGGCGACUGUUUGCGAGACGGGCGAGACAAUCCCCGAGACUGUCCCCUCUUCGACUGCCCACGAGGUCGAGGCACUCGGCGAGACCUGCGAGACCUGCGAGACAGUCCGUGCCGGCGAGACACUCCGUGAGAUUGGCGAAAGUCCGAAGGCCAUUGAUAUCCUGGAUAUUCCUCUGGAGGAGAUGCUCGCACCGGACGACAUGGCACCGGACGACAUGAUUGACAUGAGACCGGAGGAGAUCCAGUGGUUGAAGCGAGUGCGACGGAUGAUGGCGCAGGAGGUUGGCCUACCUUCCCUGAAGAUGACCCCGCGCUCGCUGGCAGCGGCCUUGGCGGUGGCGCCGUCGGACACAUCCUCCCGUUGGACGGAGGCGAUGACCCCUCCCUCACCGCCAGCCCCAUCAGAUGAUGUGUGCUCAGAGGCUUCCAACCGGCCUGAGAAACCGCGUGUGCACCCUGUGCCGGCGCUGGAUUUCAGCAUGCUCCACACCGACGUGGAUUACAUGGAUCCAGAGGACCAUGAAACCGGCUACGAGUAUUCCACGGCUGUAAGCCACGCGAAAACGUCGAAAACCUCCAUUGGAUCCGAACACUCUGAAGCGAGCCGGUCCCAACUGACAACUGCCGAACCGGAGAAGCCAGACGUCUUCCAAGCAAAGUCAGGGCCUGAGGUCAGAUCACAGGCCUUCAUGAACAAGAUGCGGAAGAAGCAUUUGCUGCCACCCGUCGAAUCGCCCUUCGCAAAGCCAUUGGUGUUGGCUCCCAUCAAGCCCAAGGCGAAGGUGAAGAAGAAACAUCAUGAUCCUCAGAUGUUUUUUGAGGGUGGGGUGCCAGUGGUUGAACAGCUGCAUUCCCAUUUUCACCACCACUUUCAUCUUCGAAAUGAUCUUCCAGCCAUUUCACACACUAGUUUCUAG